AUGGAGGAGGAAACGCAAGUCACCCCCACCACCAACAUUCGGCGCAUGGUCGACCUGACCCCUGAAUUGACCUGGAACUUUUCACAAGUCUUUGGUGAUCGCGUGGACCGCGAUGAAGACAUUGCUGAUGGUGCGUGCGUGCGUGCGUGCGUGUGUGUGUGCGUGCGUGCGUGCGUGCGUGCGUGCGUGCGUGCGUGUGCGUGUGUGUGUGUGUGUGUGUGUGUGUGUGUGUGCGUGCGUGCGUGUGUGUGUGUGUGGUGUGUGUGUGUGUGUGUGUGUGUGUGUGUGUGUGUGUGUGUGUGUGUGUGUGUGUGUGUGCCCGAUAUCAUCUCGGCCGUGCAGUUUAGCCAUGAUGGCGAAUACCUUGCCACCGGCGAUCGUGGCGGUCGUGUCGUUCUCUUUGAACGCAACCAAGACGACAGCAACUUUGCCGAGUACAAGUUUUACACCGAAUUUCAGAGCCACGAGGCCGAAUUCGAUUACCUAAAGUCGGUGGAGAUUGAGGAGAAGAUCAACCAGAUUGAGUGGGUUCGCCGCUGCAACUCUGCCCAUUUCCUUCUCACCACCAACGACAAGACGAUUAAGCUCUGGAAGGUCAGCGAGCGCCCCGUGCGGCUCCAAGUCGCCUCGGGCAUCAUCGGCGACAACGAGGUCAGGAUACCCAUGAUCCAUAAAACCCACGAUGUUCAGACCGAAGCACGACAAAAACUCGUGUACGGCAACGCCCACACCUACCACAUCAACUCGCUCUCACUGAACAGCGAUGACGAGACCUUCCUUUCCGCUGAUGACCUGCGCAUUAACCUCUGGAACCUGGCACUCGGUGACAACUCCUUCAACAUCCUUGAUAUCAAACCCGAGAACAUGGAAGACCUGCAAGAGGUCAUCACCUCGGCUCAGUGCCACCCCAGUGACUGCCACGUCUUCAUGUAUGGCAGCUCUCGUGGUAGCAUCAAGCUUGGCGACAUGCGUGCCGCCGCCCUCUGUGACCAACAUGCCAAACAAUUUGAAAUUCCCGUCAGUGAAUCCAGCAAGUCUUUCUUCUCGGAGAUCAUUAGCUCCGUGUCAGAUGUCAAGUUUAGCCACAAUGGCACCUACAUCCUCUCUCGUGACUACCUCACCGUCAAGAUCUGGGACGUCCGUCAAGAACGGCAGCCCGUGCAAGUCUUCCCCGUGCAUGACUACCUCAAGCCCAAGCUGUGCGACCUGUAUGAGAAUGAUGCCAUCUUUGACAAGUACGAGGCCUGCUGGUCGGGCGACGACUCGCAGGUCAUGACGGGCUCGUACAACAACUUUUUCCACGCCUUUGAGCGCGACAGUUGUCAAGAUGUUGUCUUGCAGGCAUCUCGCGAUGCCAUUGAGGGCCCCAUCCACAUCCUCAACCCUGUUCAAGUGAUUCCGGAGGAUCGUCCUGCACCCGAGCGUUUUGUGUUCCCCACAGAUCGUCUCAACUUCAACCAAAAGAUUUUGCACCUUGACUGGCAUCCCACCAUGCCCAUUAUUGCUCUUGCUGCUGUCAACAACCUCUACCUCUUUCGUCAAUAGUUGGCCUCGUUUGGCCGCCCCAAUCGCUGAGGCCAACCAUUGGGGCUGUGUGAUUGUGUAUUUGUGUGGCGCUUGAGCAACUUUUCUUACUGAAAGGUUACAUCGCACGGCGUGCGAAGCGCUCAUGAUUGUGACCGGGCAUGCAUGCUUUUUCUUUUUCUUCCUUUUUUCCUUUUUCUCACUCCCAUCUUCUUUCUCUCCUCCCUCUCUUGCUCUUUUGUGUUGCUAACCCAAUCCUUUUCUUUACUUUUUUCUUCACUUUUGAGGAGGGGGUGAGAGUUUGUUUUUGUGUUCACUUGACCCCCCUCUUUCUCUCAUUCAUUUGUUGUUAUUGACGUCUUUCUUGAUUUUGGGUGUCAUGCCCGUAUGUCGUGGCUGACGAGUUUUCAUUUAGUUUUGGUGUCGCCUAUCAUCUUGGUUUGUGUAGCAAAUCAAGAUGAGAUCCGACUUGUGAGUCAUGCUUGUUCUGUUCUGUGUAUUGUUUCUCCAACUGGAUCCUUCUUUCUCUUCAUGUAUAUUUCAGAUGCCAUCGAAAAAGAAAAAAUUCAAA
This is a messenger RNA of Monosiga brevicollis MX1, 2095 nucleotides long. RefSeq lists its product as uncharacterized. Lineage: Eukaryota; Choanoflagellata; Craspedida; Salpingoecidae. Gene Ontology annotation, cellular component: protein phosphatase type 2A complex; cytosol. The coding region runs from base 1 to 1545 and encodes 514 amino acids. The record is from RefSeq and is a predicted model, not a curated record. Gene Ontology annotation, molecular function: protein binding; protein phosphatase regulator activity. Gene Ontology annotation, biological process: peptidyl-serine dephosphorylation. The transcript is spliced from 5 exons.